Messenger RNA from Plasmodium gonderi, 4860 nucleotides. RefSeq lists its product as hypothetical. Lineage: Eukaryota; Apicomplexa; Aconoidasida; Haemosporida; Plasmodiidae. The record is from RefSeq and is a predicted model, not a curated record. The transcript has a single exon. Bases 1 to 4860 code for a protein of 1619 amino acids.
AUGGAUUUAAACGACAAUAAUAACACGGAUCCGUCAGCUGAUUCAUUAAAUGAAAGACAGGAGAGUGUGACUACAAAAAACGAAACGCAGAGUGAAAACCCACAGAAGGGAGAUGAAGAAGAAAAAAUUGCAAGCGCAGAAACGAAUCAAAAUGCUUUAAAUGCUGUUAAUGAUAUUGUAAAUGACACAAGCACAGGAACAAAUUUAGACUCUUUGAACAAGAGUAACAAUUGUAAUACGGAUACUAGUAUCAAUGCGACCGAAUUGGAAAACCAAAAUAUUUCAAAGGAACUCUCUGCUGAAAAGUUAACUGAAAAUAUUGAAAUUAAUGAAGAUGAGAAUAACUUGGAUGUGAAUAACGUAAAUCCUAAUAACGUGAAUAUGAAUAAUAUGGAUGAGAAAAAUGCAUCCAAUUUAGUCGAAGAAGAAAAUAAAAGUGAAAAAGAUGAAAAAAAGAAAGAGGAUUUUCCACAUAAUGAAGGAAAGGGCUUAGAGAAUGUUUCUACAAGCCAAUGUGCGGAGGUCACCGUUUCCCCCAAAGCACCUUCCCCACCUACGAACAACGAGCCAUUAUACAUCGAAGUGAAAGGGCUUUUGCAGGUUCUUAAUGCCAAAGAUUUUGCAAAAAAUAUGAGUAUGGAAAAUAUAAAAUUGAGAGAAGAAAACGAAAAUACAAUGAUUAGUAAACGUGCAUUUAGUAUUCCAAAUAAAGCAGUUUCGAAAGUCUUUUCAAAGGGAAUAAAUAUGCAAAACAGCAAAAAUAAUAAUACAUUUGCUCAAAAAAUUCCAGUAUUGUCUAAAUCAACAAUUAUUCAAAAAAGACCACCUUUACUAAUUAAGUCGCCCAUAAAUUCACCAAAUAUAUUGAACAAAACUAACCUUAACAAGGAUGAAAUUAUCGGAAAAAUGUUACAUAAUGAUAAAGGAAAAAAUAUUUUUAGAAAUUUAUCAAAAAAGGUUCCACCACCAGAAGUGCCAAAAAUAAAACCCAAAGAAAUGCUUAAAACGAAUUUUGUACCUUCUAAAGAAAUUAAUAAGGACGAAAAAGGGAAAGUAAUGCUCGUAAAAGAAAGAACACCUUUAAAGAUUCCACCAAAAAUUAUGCCUUUUUUGGUUAAAGAGAAAAGUGUUAAACACAAGGCACCGCCUAAGGGUAAUAUAAAACACACACUACAUUAUCUAAAGAAGGCUGCAGAAAUAAAAACCAAGGAAACCGAUGAAUAUGUGAUAUCGAAGAAAGAAAGAACAAAUAAUCCUACUAGUAAUGCAAAAAAAAACUUAUUAAUCACUCGGAAAUUUAUAGAAAAACCAAAAAAUACUCAAAAAAUUAAUUCCUUAAAAAUGGAAGCUAUUAAAAGAGGAAAAGCAAUUUUGGACACAAGGAAAAUUUUAGCAAUAAAACCAACUUCCAAGUUAGAAAGUGAAUCAAAAACUAAAGAAAAAGAAAGAAAGAAAAAAUUAUUACUUAAAAAUGUACAGGAUAAGAAGGCACAGUUUUCCGAAGGAUCGCUAGACAUUAUUUCCCCCAAAUUAAACGAUAACUCAACUGUGGAUAAUGAAAAAAAUUACAAAAAGGAGGAAUAUACCAAGACAAGUGACGAAAUGGACAAUGAACAGAACAAAACAAAUGAUGAUAUCAAGGAGGAACAAUCUCAGAUAGAAAAUGAGGAACGCAUAGUAACUGACAUAGAACGAAAAAAAGAAAGAGAAAAAACACAAGAAGAAAAAAAUGAAUUUGAAAUAAAUAAACAUGGAAAAGAUAUAAAUGAUUUGACAGAAAGAGAAACCAAGAAUGAAGGAAGAGUAGCUGAUGUAAAGGAAAUCGCAGAAGCAGAAAUGGAAAAAAAGGUGGGCCAUGGUGAUAACAAUUUUAACAAAGAAAAUGGAGAAAAAGAAGAAAAAAAUGCAGAUGCCAAAGGUGGGGAAGAGAUUUUAAUCAAUCAAAAAAUUUUAGAGCCAGAGGAGGGAGUAGUGGAAAGAACAAAAGAAGACGUGGAAUUAGACGAUAAGGAAAAAUUGGAUGAUAAGGAAAAAUUGGACGAUAAGGAAAAAUUGGACGAUAAGGAAAAAUUAGACGAUAAGGAAAAAUUGGAUGAUAAGGAAAAAUUGGACGAUAAGGAAAAAUUGGACGACAAGGAAAAAUUGGACGAUAAGGAAAAAUUGGACGAUAAGGACAAACUGGGAGAGGAGAUGAGCAAAAAAGAAGAUCAAAUGAAUGAUAAAACAGAAGAAAAAGUACUACCAACAGAACAAACAAAAGAAUUAAAGAACCUAGAAUUAGAUGAGAAAAAGAAAAGCCUCCAAAAAAAAAAAGAACCAAUCGAAACUUUGAACGAGGAAAAGGAUAUGAAAAAAACAAAACUUGAGUUAAAGUCAGAAACAGGUCAGAAACUAAAUAAAAAGGUUACAAAGAAAGGAGGUAAUGUAUUAUCAAAAGAUGAGGAAGUAACGGUGGCGUCUCCAUUGAAAGCCAAGCAAAGUAUGAAACCAGCUUUUAACGUAAAGCAAAGUUUAAAGGCACCUAUGAGCAUGAAGCAAAGUGUAAAGGCACCGUUGAAUGUGAAGCAAAACGUAAAAUCAGAGUUAGCCUUAAAACACAAGGCAACGAUGAAAGGCAUCCCAGCUUUAUUAAAAUUUAAAACAGAUGUCAACGAUAGUGUAAAGGAAAAAAAGAACGUAAAAAAUGAAAAAAACAGUGAAUUAAUCAAAAGUAGCAUUGACAAGAAUUCACCACAAAGAAAAAGCACCUUAUUUUUGAAAAAGGCUAGUGGCCUUAAGAAAGCUACAUUAAGUAAAAAUUCUAUGAAAGAAAUAGAUGUAGAAAAAAAAAAACUUUUAAAAAAGAUAAACGGAUCUAUAAGUGAUAAAAAUAUGAAGAAAGAUUCAGAAAAUGAUAUCAUUCCUAGUAAAAAUAUUCCCAAAAAAGUUUCUUUGGCAUCCAUUAAAAAUGCUUCGUCUAUUUUGAAAAAAAAAGUGCUGAGUAAAUCGAAGACUGAUAACAUUAAUGAGACAGCAAUAGACAUGGAUAACCCAAUUGUAUCUUCAAAAUCAGAAAAUAUUCAUAACAUAUCCGAGCAAAAUAAUAAAAAAAAUGAACCAAAAGAAGAUGGGUUAUUUAUAAGAAAGUUAUUAAGCUCAAAAAUAAUAAAACUAAGUGGAAAAUCAAACAAUUUAAGUAUGAGUAAAUUAAGUUCCUGCGACGAGAGUGAUAAUAAAAAUAAGAAACCAUCUCCUAUUCGCAAGAACGAAAUGGGAUCUAGUAAGGGAUUUCAAGAAAUGAAUAAGAAAAUAAAUAGUUCUUUGAAACCGUCCAAAUCGUUAAAAAAACAAAAGUCCAAGUCAAGCAAAAAGAUAAACAUAAGUGAUGAUAUAUCAAACGUAGAAGAAAAAGCAGUUAAAAAAGUUGCAAAGUUGAGCAGUUCAAAAAAGAUAAAAAGUGCAAUAUCACAAAUAAAAAUGGAAAAAAAAAUGAAAAAAUUAAAAUCGGAAAUAUUGCAAAAAGAAUCAAGCAGUUUAACCAAAUUGAAAGAUAAAAAGAUUUCAAAGAAAUAUAAAUCAAUAGGUAGUAAUGGGAAUAAUAAAGUCGCAGAGGAAGAAGGGGGUAAUGACUCUUUACUUGAAAAGGAAUUAUUGAAAAUGAAAUCUUUUAAGGAUAAAUGGAACAAUGAUUACGUAACACCAAGAAUAGGAGGAUUCGAAAUAUCAAAUAGUUUUUCCCAUAGCAAGCCAGAAAUAUCCAACAUAGACUCGUCUGACAAUAAUAUGCCCCAUUCUAUUGCUACCCCUUCUGUGGCAUCCAAAAAAAUGAAAAAAAAGAAAAAAAAAAUUAGUAGCCGCAUGAAUGGAAACAUGCGAAGCACUGUACAUGUAGAUGAUGUUCUUAAAAAUAAAGUAGUAAAUAUGAACGUCAAAAAAAUUGUCUCUAACCCAAGUAUGAAAUCUGUGGAAUGUAAAAAUGAGAGCAAAUUAAAAGAAGAAGAGCCAAUAACCACGACUUUACAUAAAGAGAGUACUUCUUCUAGUACAAGAGGUGAAGAAGAAAGAAAACGUAGAGAAGAAAAUAUGGAAAUUUUAAAAUUAAGAAACGCUUCUCUAUUCAAUUUUAACAGGCUGAAAUCAACAAACACUUUAAGAAAUUUAUCAGUUCAAGUGAUGCUAGAACCACCCACUGAGUUGUCAGAGAAAGGUGAACCAAAUCUGAAUGUAAAUAAUUUACACACGAAAAAGCCAGUGGGAAGAACACCAAGUGGGGUUAUACAAAAUUCUAAUUGGAUAUUUGACAAAUGUUGUUCAGCGGGAAAUAAUAAAACUGAUCAUUUUUAUGAGAGAAAAGAACCAGCUGUACAAAACUUUAGCUCACUGUUCAACGUGAAUAAUAAAUAUAUUCCAUUAAACACGAAUUCACAAAUAUCACAUAUGCCAAGUAAUAGCAUAAAGUUGUCAAAUGUAUAUGAAUCAGAUUUAUUCACCUCAAAUUGGACGCCAAACAGGGAACACUACCCAAUUGGGCAGAUGAGCAGCAAUGGGAGAAGCACUAAGGAAGGACCAAUGAACAGACGAAUGGAUAGUCAACUGAGUAACCAAAUGGGCAGACGAAUGGAUAGUCAACUGAGUAAUCAAAUGGGCAGACGAAUGGAUAGCCAACUGAGUAACCAAAUGGGCAGACGAAUGGAUAGCCAAUUGAGCAAUCCACUGAGCAGCCACAUGGAUAAUCGAAUGAACAGGAGCAAUACACAUCUAAACAGUAAUAUGAAUCCUGGAUUGUACAGCAGUAAAUCAUUUAUAAAUACUAGUAACCAUUUGGAAUUAAAAAGAAGACCAUCAUGUGGAACAAUAGCGAACUAUUGCAGUUGUAUAUAA